Molecule: messenger RNA, 2399 nt
Organism: Oldenlandia corymbosa var. corymbosa
Lineage: Eukaryota; Viridiplantae; Streptophyta; Magnoliopsida; Gentianales; Rubiaceae
Source: the annotation of a GenBank genome assembly
ACAAAACUGAUGAGAGAUGUCUGACUACUUUUUCUCAUGAAAGAAACAAAACCAAAAUUCGUUAAAAUUCAUCAAAUCCAACUUCUUUAUUAAGACAACCCUAUAGCUACUAAGACAACUACUAUUCAAAUACUAGUAGUAGUAGUAGUACUGUCACUUUGUCAGUGUGUUGUUUGGUGGUGUGUGUGUGUGUGUGUGUGUUUGUGCAUGGAGUAUAACCGCCACAGAGUUCAUGAGUCAUUCAUAUAUACAUGGUUCUCCACCAUAGCUGCUGUCUUGCAGUUUAAGGUUGUAAGUUGUGCUCUAAUGAAGGCUAUUGUUAAGUACUUGGCUGGUCUUGCUGGCCCUAGUGGCUAUGGCUCUAAAUCUACUGCUGAGCAAGUUACUCAACACUGCUCUCUUUCUUCUACUUCUUCACCUUCUUCAACUCUUACCGCUAUCAUAACCGGGGCAACAUCUGGAAUUGGCGCUGAAACAGCAAGAGUUUUGGCAAAAAGAGGUGUGAGGAUAAUCAUACCAGCAAGGGACAGAAAGAAGGCUACUUUGGUAAAAGAGAAAAUACUAAAAGAAAGCCCUGAGGCUGAUAUCACUUUGCUGGAGAUUGAUCUCAGCUCUUUUGCUUCAGUCAAGAGAUUCUGUACUGAGUUUCUGUCUCUAGGGUUACCCCUCAAUAUUUUAAUAAAUAAUGCUGGGAAAUUUUCCCAGAAGCUUGAGUAUUCAGAAGACAAGAUUGAGAUGACAUUUGCGACUAAUUACUUAGGCCAUUUUCUACUGACUGAAAUGCUGCUGGAGAAAAUGGUGGAGACAGCAGCAGAAACUGGCAUAGAAGGAAGAAUAGUGAAUGUUUCCUCAGUGAUUCACCACUGGGUUAAACGAAAUCAUUUCUCCUUUUCCCAAAUGCUCAAUCCAUCCAACUACAAUGGCACCCGCGCCUACGCGCAAUCUAAAUUGGCCAAUAUAUUGCACGCCAAGGAGUUGUCAAGACAACUAAAGGAAAGGAAAGCAAACGUAACCAUCAAUGCAGUUCAUCCGGGUAUUGUGAAGACAGGAAUCAUCAGGGAUCACAAAGGCUUUAUCACAGAAUCUCUAUUUUUUGUGGCAGCGAAGUUGCUGAAAUCCACAUCACAGGGUGCAGCUACAACAUGUUAUGUGGCUGUUAGUCCACAAACAGAAGGGAUGAGUGGGUUAUACUUUUCAGACUGUAAUCAAUGUCACAGCUCAAGCCUAGCAAAUGAUGAAGCUGUAGCACUUAAGUUAUGGAAGCUCACUAGAUCCUUAAUUCGCAGAAGAUCACAUUACACAGUAGCAUAAGUCGCUUUCUUUCUCACAAUAAGGAUAUUACAAUCAAUGUAAAUGAGUAGAUACAGUGUGUCACAGGUAAAUGCAACCACACAUCUUUAGCAAGUUGUUAAUCUGAUAACCCAAAAAUUCACAAUGAUACUAUUACAGAAAAUCUAUAGAUCUUCAUAGAUCUUCCACCAUCAGGGCAUCCUGUUGAGCUCCUGCGUGUACAGGUCUAACCUUUCAAUCAGUACUCAUAUCUAGCCAGAACCUAAUUGAGCGAUUAUGGUAUGGAAAUGAGCCUAAAUACUAAGGCUUGAAUCCGACCUAUAGCAAAGAACAUUAUGACACCAUCAUAUUUUUACAAAACUUGCCCAUUCCAGUUGUAAGCAUAAAAUAGAAUUAAUAAUCAUAGUCUGGAAUUUACACCUCCAAAUGUUAUAGAAUCAAGCCUUACACUAAGUAGGAACGACUCAUAAGAACUGCAGCUCUAUAAGUCAAUUGCCUAUGCCAUAUCAAUAAAUUAUAGUACAGCACAGAUUUCAGAUACUGAAUCUAUUUCAUCGAUCAUACAUGAUGGUAAAUGACUAGAAGAUGAGAUUUCCACAUCUAACCUAUGCAUUCACAGUACAGGAAGCUAAGCUUUUACCUUCUAAUACAGGCUACAAGUUUUGAUGGAUAUUAAAUGGGAAAACAAGUGGGAGAAGGUCUAAUUGCAAAAGUGAUCAGUUGAGGUUGUAUGUAGCAUGUUAACUCUGCUGAUCUUCAUUUCUUCACCUGCCAAAAGAUGACUCGAAUCAGAAUACGGUACCUGUCUUCAUAUCUUGAAAGGGGAAAGGGAAAUAAAUCUUCAACAAACAAACUAGACAAUUUCAAGACCAUCCGACACUCUUAGGCCUAAAAUAUCCAGUAUAACACACUCGGAUUGAUCUCACUCAAAAUGGUUCGAUGGAUUAUUCUUCUCUCUUUGACUCCAAAAGGAUGCAUGUAGUGUUUUUAGGCAACAAUUAAACCUUAGACUUAAUUGCUUAUUCUGGAAGAAGACACUCACAAUUCAAAAGAGACAAAUACAUUCAAACACAUUAGCAGCACAGGUAUUUCAUGAAAACAAAACUAUU